Molecule: messenger RNA, 1977 nt
Organism: Aphis gossypii (cotton aphid)
Lineage: Eukaryota; Metazoa; Arthropoda; Insecta; Hemiptera; Aphididae
Product: lachesin-like
Exons: 10
Coding region: 396-1796 (466 amino acids)
Cellular component (GO): neuron projection
Source: RefSeq, a predicted model, not a curated record
CCGGGCCAAACACACCGCCGCCGCCGUCUCACAACACGUUGUCACGUCGUCGCCGGUUCACUGUCACACGCGUAUCCGCCGCCGUAAUAAUAAUAAUAAUAACAAUAAAGUUGACAAUAUUUUGUAUUAUUAUUACAUUGUAAUAAACAAACACCAACGUCGACCAACCAGCCCGGAGACUCGCGCGCGUUUUCCGAGUUCCUGUUUACCGUUUCGAUACGUCUAUUCGUCGACAGAAGAACAUCAGAUUGACAAUUUCACAAACCGGGAAUUGAUUGUUCUCAAAGGGGAACUAACUUGUCACACAGGGAUGGCGUUUGAAACAAAGGAAACAGGCGAGGGUUGCAGUGAAAACAAACGUUGAAAUAAAUUGUCGUCGAGAAUUUCAAUCAAAAAUGUUUAACAGAAAUUUGAUUGUUGUUGCGUUGAUUUUUCUGUACGGCAAUCUAGAAGUAAAUUGUCAAAUGCACGAACCAGACGAAAUAAUGCCUGAAUUUUAUGCGCCACUGGAAAAUUGGACGGUGACCCAAGGCCGAGACAUAUACUUUACGUGCACGGUGAACAAUUUGGGAAAGUACAAGGUAGCUUGGAUCAAAUCGGAUUCUAAAGCAAUUCUGGCCAUCCACACGAAUUUGAUUGCUCACAAUCACAGACUGACAGUUACUCACAAUGGACACAAUACUUGGAAAUUACACGUUUUCAAUGUUCAAAAAAACGAUACCGGAAGUUACAUGUGCCAAAUAAACACGCAACCGAUGAUACUACAGACUGGGUACUUGGACGUGCGGAUUCCACCAAACAUAUUGGACGAGGCAGAUAUCGAGGGGCCGGGUAGUGCCGCCAUGGAAGGUGGUACCAUACGGUUACGGUGCCGGUCCACUGGGAAACCGGAACCAAAAGUUCAUUGGAAGCGCAAGGACAACCGUCACAUUGUCAUCCGGUCCGACGGAGCUAGAGAAAAACAAGAGUCGGCCACUGUUAAGGGCGAUACGUUGGAGCUUACCAACGUGCACCGAACCGACAUGGGCAAAUACUUGUGCAUAGCCAAAAACAACGUGCCGCCAACGGUCAGCAAGGAAUUCAACGUUCAGAUACACUUUCAUCCGAUGAUCAAGGUGACCAAUCAACUGGUGGCCGCGCCGACCGGAAGCAACGUGCACAUUCAGUGUUAUGUUGAAACCUCGCCGAAAGCCAUGCACAGCUGGGCAAAAGUAGACGGUGGCGAUCUCAUGCCCAAUGCAAAGUACAAAAUGUCGGAGACUCCCAUAAACGAAUAUUCAUUGCAAAUGGACUUGACCAUAACAAGCCUUGAACCCAAAGACUUUGGCGGCUAUCUGUGCAUAGCCAAAAACGCUUUGGGUAAAGCCGAAGGAACCAUAAGGCUUCAGGAACUGCAUUUGCCCAGCGCCCCAACCACUUCGGAUGUUCCAGAACAGGAACCAGAAAAAUACGAUGAAGGAGUGCCAACAAAUUCAGACGACGAGAACUUUGUACUUGAGGGGGGCGAACCUACAGCCGAUGGUGACGACCGAUCGUCGAACGACCAACAACGACAACAGGAGCAACAAAAGCAACCAUCAGUAUCCACAAAAAAACCUCCACAGACUGUUCAUGGAGGUGGAAGUGGAGGUGGAAAUGGAGGUGGUGGAGGUGGUGGCGUCCGUCAUCAUGAUAACAAACAAAGACACGGCUCUGUCAAGGGUUCCGGUUCCGGAUAUCCGCCUCGUUGGCUACUAGUGCUGACCGCCGUCGCCACCGUUACACUGUUUCGAUCACCGGCAGUAUCUCGAUGGUGACGACUCCGUUAAUGAGGAGACUGUUGUACGAUGCUUAUCCGGUCAGUGUCCUCGACACUCAACGGUUCCUGAUCUAAGACAAUAAUUUAUUAAUUUUUUUUAAACAAUUUUUUUUUUAUUUUUUACCCAUGGAUCGUUUUAAUCUCAUGACGUUUUCCAAAAUAAAAAUCCUAUACAUACA